CCGGGCUGAUUGAGAAUAGCCUCCUUCCACUGUGGGGCAAACCUCCGAGGCCAGUGUAUUCCAAACUUUAGCCACAGACAGUCCAUUGAAGACUAAUUCUAUUGUCCUUUUGUCCGCAUAGUGACUUGGUGUAAUAAUGUGCUUGUGAGCCUCGAGGCCGCAGCAGAAUACUGCUUUAUCCCUCAUACAUAGUCCAUACUGCACCUGCACGGCAGGUAUUCAUCUUCGGGGUGAAAUGUUUCUCCCGUGUCCCUGUGAUCGAUGACCGGGAGGAGUUCGGUGCUCUUGACUAGGAGCCCGCAGUCUGCCCCUUGGACACCAGGUGGCAGUAGAGGUCUUUGCGGAGACACCCGUAGGGGCGUGUCCUCCUCCCACAGUCCAGGCGCCAGGGGCGGGUGUCUUCUUUUUCGGUGCAAGUAGCACGCACUUGAACGUAUUCAGCAGGACUGGACUUAAUAGUUUCGGUUUGUUGCUCAACAAGUACCCUCGUGUACAAUGCCCAGCAUCCAAAGCUUAACGAUGACGUACGACGCGCUCAACGAGCACGAGACGUUUUCGGAGGGAGACGCGCUCACUGGGAAAGUGACGCUGGCCUUGCUGAAGGAGACACCGGUCGAGAGCCUGUUUGUGAAAGCCAAGGGAGACGCCGACGUCCGGUGGACGAAGAAGAGCGGCGACCGCACCCACACGUACCAUGCACACAAGAGAUAUUUCAAGCUCAAGCAGUUUUUGAUCCCAGAGAACCGUAAGGACACUGUAAUUCCCCAAGGAAUCCAUAUCUACAAAUUCAGCUUCAAGAUACCAACAGGAAGCAUGCCAUCAUCAUUCAAAGGGGUUCAUGGAAAGAUUGUCUACAAGCUGGAGGUCAAGUUGUCCCGAAGUUGGAGGAUGGACCAAACAGUAGAAAAGGACAUACGUUUUGUCUCCAAGUCCUAUCCAAACCGUGGUUCUCUGAUGUUACGCCAAGUAGGUUCCACAAAGAAAGAGAUGGGCCUUUUCUCCAAAGGACAGGUACAUAUGGAUGUCAUCGUUGACAAGUGUGGCUUUCACCCAGGUGAAAGUAUUGCUAUUCUGGCAAAAAUCAACAACUCUUCGUCUAGUGAGAUGAUACCCAAAUUCAGUUUGAUUCAGGAUGUGGUGUACCACGCCAACAGCAGUACCAGACACCAGAGCAACGUUGUACUCAAAGUGGUUGACAACAGUAUUAAGUCCCAAACACAGAAGGAAGUACGCUGUGCAAUACCAAUACCUCGUGAUCAGAUGCCAACAAUCCAGAAUUGUGACAUUAUCUCAGUGACAUACACUUUAAAGGCGUAUCUGGACAUCAGCUUUGCUUUCGAUCCAGAGAUAGUGCUCCCAGUGGUCAUUAUUCCUCCAGACCUCGAUAAUGGUGCUGUUAGGGGCCCCUACCCAGCUGGAGCCGCCGGGGGCCCAGGCAACACAGACUUCCCUCCUCCUGCGGUGUCCAUGGGUCCUUAUCCGCCGAGGGAUUUUGGGGGUCCAGUCAACAGAGGCGUCCCUGCUCCUGCUGUGUUUAUGGGUCCUUAUCCUGCAUCCCCACACUCAGGCAACUAUGGAUACCCAGGGGCCCAACAGUAUCCAGCACCACCACCUGCGUACCCAUAUAACCCGUCUCUGAAUGUUAGUCCACCAGGUGUGUACCCGGCUCCGUCUUCACACGUGAAUGGGGGAUACCCUGACCCAGUGCCACGAUUGGCUUCUUAUGGAUCUCCAUUUCCAUCCUCAUCAUCGCCUUCUCUGCUUCACCCUCCGCCUACAGCCCCAACAUUUCAUCCACCCCCAUCUGCCCCAUCACCUACAGCUCCACCCUUUAGCAUAUCUCCAACUGCUCCUUCAUACAACCCGCCGUCUUCUGCAGCAGUGAUGAGCACAGACUUUCUGUCUCAAUCGGACGAAGCUCCUCCAGCAUAUUCUCUCCUUUUCCCGUCUUCCGCUACUGACAAGUCAGAUGCCAAAUAAUAGAAACUAUGCUUUAUGACUGAAUCAGUUAUUUUUGAUGUGAAAUACUAAUUUAUUUUUAAAUGUGGAAUCUGAUCACCUAGGUUUUUAGGAGUGAAUGUAAACAAAAAUGUCACUCAGUGCCUCAUUUUGUUUGCAUGUAAACAAUUAUAUGGGCAAAAGGUAUUUGUGCAUCGUAUCGGGAUGUUUUAUCCUUCUUAGUUACGGUGGCUUAUUGUCUUCUUGCAACUGCUCAAACCUCAUCCGUCCGGAUACGCUGUGUAUGCACACGUGCCAUGUUCAAUGUUCAACACAGGAAGCCUCAACUGAUAUAUUUUUUAACGGUAUAUAGCACUAAAAUGUGAAUAGGUCCAGUUCGGAAAAAAAUUCUAGAAGCAAAAGGUCCGGAAGAUCAUAUUGUGACUACUUAGUGUGAUUAAACAGAGGAAUAGAGUUGUAUCAACAUUUGCAUGUAAUCAAUACACAACUAACAAAUCAAAUGAAUUCACGAUUCUAAAACUCUUUUACAUAACAUACACGUUCUUACGUAACAAAGAACUGAACAUAUGUGUGAAUGCAAAUAUAAAUAAUGUUCUAAAAUAAGUAAAAUAAGGGCUGCAUUUAAAAUAAAUAAUAGAAGAAAAGCUUGAAUUUCUCCUUUUCUCCUUCACAUUUGGAUCUGUCAGUCUCAGCAACUUAUAACUAAGAAAUCUACACAUUUAAACAUUUGAAGUUUAUCAGAAUAUAUGUAUAUAUCCACUCUCCCACUUGUUUGGUAAGCUGCAGCUGGAAGUGCGAACAGAAACAAUUUUGUUCAUUAUGGAUUAAAUACUUUACUUUCGCUGUUCAUUUGUUCCUCAUUUUUCUCACCCGUCCCCUUCUCUCGCUUUCUCCAUCUCACCUGUCUUUUUCUCAAAUUUCGCUAUCUUUCUUUUCUUUCUACCGUCUUUUUAUUCAUAAUUUGCCGCUACCUCUCUCGUCUGUCUGUUGAGACGAUAUCAUCGUCCUGCCUGGAAUACAAAGACUAUUGGUCGAGUGGUAUCACGUGGGAUGGUUUAGCUCUAAUGCACUUGUUCUGUGCUUUAGGACGCUACCGUAGAGACGAGUGAAGCUGCUCAGUCAAAAAGUCACGUUUAAACCACAACCGCCUUUUUUUUAGCUUUGGUUCGGAUGGGACGGCUCCUGGGUCCGGAUGUAGACCUCUGGUAUACAUUAUAUACUGAUAUCUCUACCUCAAUCUGAUGUGUGGAGGCUAGUUGAAAGAAACUGGACGACAAGGACUAUUUUAAAAAUAUUUUCAUAUGUUUAUAAAGCAAUUGGCUGAAUUUGCAUUUUCUCAAUAUAUUGGUCAACACUAGACAACUUCUUCUGUCUAUUUCAUCGACACAAUACUGAGCAAACCAAGCUUUUGUUAAACUUGCUAGAAGGCAGUGUUUUCUUUGACUUUGAGAUGAAAAUAAACAAUGG
Pungitius pungitius (ninespine stickleback) is the source of this 3426-nucleotide messenger RNA. Its product is annotated as arrestin domain-containing protein 3-like. The record is from RefSeq and is a predicted model, not a curated record. Lineage: Eukaryota; Metazoa; Chordata; Actinopteri; Perciformes; Gasterosteidae. Gene Ontology annotation, biological process: protein transport. Gene Ontology annotation, cellular component: plasma membrane; cytoplasm. Bases 496 to 1980 code for a protein of 494 amino acids. The transcript has 6 exons.